AUGCCUUCCCUAUGCGCUCCAUGCGAUCGUUCUUUCAGUAGCGAUGAGGCGCUACGGCAGCAUCUGCAAACUUCAUGGGCACAUGCUCAAUUCGACUGCGAUACUUGCGAUCGAAAAUUCAUGACCAAAGAUGCGCUAGGGCAGCAUCUGAAAACUUCCCCCGUUCACUUACCGUCUGUUCAUUUACCGCCCGUAGACUGUAAGACAUGCGGUCGAUCCUUCAAAAGCGAGGAGGCACUGCAACAGCAUCUGCAAUCGCCAGCACAUGCACCGACCUUUGACUGCAAAAGUUGCAAUCGAUCUUUCAGAAAUGACGAGGCACUGAAACAGCAUAUGAAGUCCCCAGCUCAUGAUCCGACCUUUCCCUGCAAAAAUUGUGGUCGAUCGUUCAAAAGCGAUGAGGCGCUGCAACAGCAUAUGCAGUCGCCAGCACACAUACACGCACCGACCUUUGACUGCAAGAUCUGCAGUCAAUCUUUCAAAAGCGAUGAGGCACUGAAACAGCAUAUGAAGUCGCCAGCUCAUGAUUCGACCCUCAACUGCCAGACUUGUGAUCGCAAAUUCCAAAGCAAGGGGGCUUUAGAGGCUCACUUGCGUGACUCUCCAGUCCACGGACGGAAAUCAAAAACCCCCUUGGACAUCUUUUUCGGCUCUUUUCGAAGUUUCAAAUACGAUCCUUCUCUCCCGCCAUCCACGUCGUACGCCAAGUUACGAGACCAAAGGGGCUGGGAACGGGGCGAUCCCGAAGGGGACGAGGCAUGGAACAGAUAUCAAGAUGCAUUGGCGAUCGAGCUUGAGAUGUGGUAUGGUGCAGAAGAUGAUCUAGCGGCCUGGCAUUCACUCUGCCGUGCAAUAGGCAUCGAGCCCCCUCCGCAAACGUGUGCGCUGUGCAAGAAGGCUGCACGAAAUAAACACGUCAAUAUCGUGGAUUUGAUUGAUUGGGGGCGAAAUCAAAGUGGGCAAAAGGUUCGGAUAUUCAGAGACGUUGACCAGCUGCGAGCCUACACCAGGGAGACUGGAAAGAUAUUCCGCAACCCAUACGACGAGGGCGAAGGUGGUGGUAACAUGGUGUUGAGACACCUCCUUCGGAGGAUCUUUCGCUAG
This is a messenger RNA of Clonostachys rhizophaga, 1104 nucleotides long. NCBI's taxonomy places the organism in Eukaryota, Fungi, Ascomycota, Sordariomycetes, Hypocreales, Bionectriaceae. The record is from the annotation of a GenBank genome assembly.